Messenger RNA from Porites evermanni, 3508 nucleotides. Lineage: Eukaryota; Metazoa; Cnidaria; Anthozoa; Scleractinia; Poritidae. The record is from the annotation of a GenBank genome assembly.
AUGGAAAUAUAUCAUGAGCGUCAAAGACUGAUGCUAUGUGCCGUUCACUCCUUGAACAAUCUAUUCCAGGACAGAAAUGCAUAUAGUAAGGAAGAUUUAGAUGCCAUUAGCUACCAGCUCAGCCCAGAUGCCUUUGUAAAUCCUCAUAAAAACAUGCUAGGUUUGGGAAAUUAUGAUGUGAAUGUAAUGAUGGUAGCUCUGCAGCAGAAGAACUAUGAGGUUGUCUGGUUUGACAAGAGAUUGUAAGUGUUUCCUUUGAUUUUUGUACAUUUAAGCUAAUUUACACAUUUCUGACGAACAUGACUGUAAAACAUGAAUAUAUUUGUUGUUGUUGUUGUUCAAAUUAAAUUGAAUAACUAAAAUUUCUAUUACUUGGGUGGAGCACCAAGUAAGGGAUUUGCGCUGCUCAGUAAUGUCACAAAGGUGCUUGUUUGGGACAAGAUUGGGCACGCAAAGUCUGUAGGUUUUUGGUUUGAAACGGGUAUUUCACGAAGUGAGAACCGAAUUGCUUCGAGAUAUCUCGAGAUCACUUCGAGUUCUUUGAUUUGCUCUCUUUUGGCUUGCCCACCGACUCACCUGCAGCCUGUCAGAUCAGAUGAGUCUCCAAGUUGAGGGAUUAGCCGACUUUGAGUUCUUUUGGCUAAGAUAGAAAUUUAAGUUACUCAAAGAAUAAGUAAUAAAUAAAAAUUAUUAUUAUUUGUUCUGGCUUACCCGGAGUUUGAACCGACUCACCCACGACCCGUCAGAUCAGAUGCUAAGUUGAUGGAUUAGCCGAUUGCGCCACUGAGACCUAAUGUGGUUGAUUAUGUGAAAAUUAGGCUAUAAUAUCGUGCACUGUGGGUUUCGUGUGAUAAAUGGAAGAAAAGAGACAAAAAUAACCACUUGCUUCAAUUGAAAAUGAUUGUAACAAUAAAAUGAUUUAAAAAGAGUAAGUAGUGAAAAUUACUUGGUUUGCUGCUAUCUUGACGUCUGGUUUUAUUAAAUUAACGAUGGUCACAAUGGCUACAAGCAUUGGUUUGCUUGCUUCAAAGCAAAAAAAGUCAAAGAUCAAUCAUUUGUGGUCUUCUGAAAGUAUUAAGGAAAGGCUGUGAUGUCCUUUUUUGUUUGUAUUGUGUACGAAUUUAUCACCACUUUGUUCUGAAGGCCUAAAAUGAAAUGGACAACCAUCCAGGGGGGGGGGGUACUCCGGAUUUCAAGUGGCAGGGAUGAUUGAAGGAUUUUUAUGGGUGUGAAAUUUUCAAUUUCAGGGGUUUUUUGGGUCGAAAAAUUUUGGUGUGUAUUUUUUUGGGUAGGUUGAUUUAAGUAGGUAUUUAUUGAGUAUUCUAAACAAUCUGAAGAUUCGUGAUAGUUCCUGCGUAUGAUCCCCACAUAUCCUGGCUGUGUAGUUCCUCUGGAAAUCUUUAUUGCUCGGAAAUUCGGCGUGGGUUUUUUGGGGGGGUUAAAUUUUGGUCCAGGGAUUUUUUGGGGUUUGUUUGAAGCCCUAGGGAUUUUUUUGGGUUUUGAUUUUUGCCUCCAUUCGAUCAUCCCUGUCACUUGAAAUCUGGAGUUAACCCUUCCCCCGCCCCCCCCGGGCAACCAUCCAAGUCAUGGUGCAGCUUUAACUGCUGACCUCCGUGUAGCUAAAACUUAGGAUAUUGUAGUCUCGCUUCCCAUGUUGUUUGAAGUGUUGCAUAUCGAAAUCUUUUGAGCUUUCUACCUUUUCUUCUCAUUUUGUCAGGCACAGCUUUCAACAAAAAUGGAAAAAUAUUGUUUUCAAAGAAUCUUGCAAGAGUUUGAGUUGUUUCCCAAAGGUUUUGAUGGGAAAGAUGAUCAUUAGAAUAAAGAUGCAGUGUAGCAUGCCGUUUAUCAGUCCUUGAGAAUGUCUACUGUUUACAUUACAUUUUUUCAAGGGAAAAGGCCAGAACAUUUUACAUGUUUCCUUUUCAUUCAUUUCGUUAUUCAUUUCAGUGUUGUGUUACAAAAUUUUGCAGGUAUUUUCUUAGCACAGUUUCUUUGUUUUGUCUGUUGUUGUGCCGUCCUGACCGACAGUGAACUUAAGCAAUACGACGGGAGAGGAUAGAAGAUGGCAAACCUUGAGUCGCAAGCGUGGCAAUAAUCUUGUUUGAAAAGGAUUUCUCUCAAUCUUCACCUUCCUUUAAAUACCCUGCUAGCAGAAAGAUCGAAGUGACUCUGCUAGGAGGGUAUCUUUUAAACAGAUCUUUUUGGCUAAAGACGAGAGUUUGAGCAAUUUUGUCCACUCUUGCUCAGAUGUGGAGAGCCAAAGGAGAUGUCAGUACUUAACUUGCUUGGAAUUGAGUUGGCCAUUGUGAUGACAAUGCAACAAUCUCUCACAAAAAUGAAAACCAUAGCAGCCUACGAGCAAGCUGUACGGUGUCUGAGAGAAGUCACGUGCGAGUGGCAAGCAAAACAAGACACGGUAACAAGGUCUGGGAAAGAUGGUGAGAGUUCUUCAUUUCCUCUGCCCCUCAGGGCUUUGCUGCUUGCUUGUUCACUCGUUUGCCACUUGAAAUGGACAGGUUGUUCUCAGUCCAUAACAUUUCUUGGUAACUUUUUACAUGAGUGUUUUCAGGACAUUUACAUAAUAAUAAUUAACCCACAAAAUAAUAUCUCACCUGUACUAGAAAACAAUAUUAAAUACAAUAUUUCUUCAUUGAUAUUUUUCAACCAUAGUUUUCACCUCUUUUUUGUUUUUGCAGAUCCUUAGAAACAUUAAAACUUCAGCAUAUAUUUGGAUUUGUUGUAAACAAGCCAUCAAAUGUAAACAUUAUUGGAGUUGAAGUACCAGUCAAGAGACCUCACUGGUUUGCUGUUCGCAAAAUAAAUGAAAGUUACUAUAAUUUGGACUCUAAACUGUCUUCCCCGGAGUGUGUUGGAAAUGAAGAAAAACUUCUCACUUUUUUAACAGAACUGUUAUCCCUUCCAGCAGUUCAACUUCUUGUCAUUGUUGAAAAAAGUGUAGCUGAAAACAAUCUCUGGAAGAAGCAGUAAACAGUUCUAUUGGGUAAAAUACACAUGUAUCAAAAAAUACAAGACAUGGAGGAGCCUAGCCUGCAAACACAGAUGUAAAAGUAAUUUUUCGGGUGGAGAGAAGUGAUGACUGGAAAUAUGCCUGCCUUCACAAGUUAGGAUGAGCCAAGGUCUUACUAAAUUUGUAAUGGACAUGGUUCCUACAAUCUUGAAAAGGUCUUGAAUUUUACUAGUCAUCUUGAAAAGUUCUUGAAUUUGGUUUAGGUCCUUACAAAGUACUGAUUUCUUUAUUAGGUCGUUAAAAGUCCUUGAAAUUCCCAACCUUGUCUAUGCCAGACAUCUUUUUCUGUAAAAUUAGAUUAUUUUGCCAAGGAAAAUUUAGCUCAUCCUCGGUGUAAGAACCAGUAAAACUCAUGGGUAAGGUAAAAACAAGUCUUGUCGCAGAAAGUAGUGUAAAAUAAUGAGAUCAUCAAUGGCUGAAGAAGUAAAAAUCGUAAAUAACCCCAUGACAUGUUUUAGCCAAUAGGGUGAUCAAAGGGGG